This is a messenger RNA of Vollenhovia emeryi, 1211 nucleotides long. RefSeq names its product nuclear receptor 2C2-associated protein-like. The coding region runs from base 250 to 663 and encodes 137 amino acids. Lineage: Eukaryota; Metazoa; Arthropoda; Insecta; Hymenoptera; Formicidae. The record is from RefSeq and is a predicted model, not a curated record. The transcript is spliced from 3 exons.
GAACAAUGAGAAAAGAAAACCGGAGUCGGAGUCGGAGUCGUCGGAGAGCGUCCGUAGUCCGGAAUAAGAAUGUCGGAGAGGCUGUAUUGGAGAACUGUGUACCUGAAGAGGAAGAAGCAUUUAUGAAACGGAGAAAAAUACAAUCUCCCUCUGGUACUGCUAAACGGCGAGUUAACGAGGAUUUUUGUCCUCUGUACACGAGCAUAAUAUAAGCAUUUCCGCUUGGAGAGAAAAAGAAAAGUCACCGCUAUGCCUACCCGGUUGACGGAAAAUAACUUCGAGUGUCGGGUGAGUUCUGUGCUGAACAGGAACGUUCAGUCUUACGGCAAGAUGUAUAUGUUUGAUAACUGCAGCGAAACGUGUUGGAAUUCCGACGCGGGAAGUCCACAGUGGGUUCUCGUUACGUUCGAGGAGGAAUGUGGUCUCUCGAGCUUCGAGGUGGAAUUCCAGGGUGGAUUCGCUGGGAAGAAUUGCCGUAUAGAGGCCGGUAAUGACAAGAAGGAGCUGGCGUUUGUCGAAACUUUUUAUCCGGAGGACAAGAACAAGCCGCAGCGAUUCGACUUGAAGAAUCGGAUCAGAGCCAAGGUCUUUAAAUUUGUAUUCGACGAGAGCUACGAUUUCUUCGGCAGGAUCAUCAUAUAUGAUUUAUCGUUGUACUCGUGAUAUCUCGUCUAUUAUCUUAUAAAUGGUAUAUUCCAUCGGAUUGCCAGUGUUGAUAUAAGAAAAUUUCAGAUUUCAAUCGACCUCAGCUGGCCACAUUCAUUGAAUACGCCUUCACAACACUUCGACCUUUGAUUUGCAGUGAAGUGGCUCUUGUUUCUGAGCACCGCUCGCCAAAUUGUGGCUGUAAUUUCAUUUGACAAACUCCGCAACAAGGUAGACCGACAAUCUUUCUGCGAUACUGUUACAAUUCGUUUGUACUUCUCACGUAAAUUGUAUAUGUAAAACAUUUACUCCUGGAUCUCACAAAAGGACCUAAACCAAAGGUUGAAGCAUUACGAGGGCGUAUUCAAUAAAUGUGGCCAGCUGAGGUCGAUUAAAAUUUGAAACUUAUCUUGUAAUUUUGUAUAUUAUAAAAUUUGUUGGUACAUAAAUUUGUAGGAGACGAUUAGAUUUAUACAAUUUUUGUAGAAAAAUCUGUAUCCUGAUAAAACUUAGGAUGUUACAACUUUUUGGCUUUGCCAGUUAUAAUACAUAAAAGAGUUUUCUGU